This is a messenger RNA of Archocentrus centrarchus (flier cichlid), 5473 nucleotides long. It is a transcript of the gene ppp1r18, whose product is annotated as protein phosphatase 1, regulatory subunit 18. The record is from RefSeq and is a predicted model, not a curated record. Gene Ontology annotation, molecular function: phosphatase binding. Bases 285 to 4532 code for a protein of 1415 amino acids. NCBI's taxonomy places the organism in Eukaryota, Metazoa, Chordata, Actinopteri, Cichliformes, Cichlidae. The transcript is spliced from 4 exons.
CAACCGCACCGAGGACGGAGGCGUUUUCUGCUCUGAUGCGCACUCGGGUCCCCGGGGUCGUUUGACUGGGUCGCUGAUCGUUUUUAAAACUUGCAUUUUGCCAGGACGGAUUAAUCUCUUCGUUACAGGCAGAUUUUGCAUCGUGGAGUGGAACACAUUAAGCAUAAGUGGAGAUGUAAAGUCGACGUGGGUGCGUUGAUAUUUUUGCAAAAACAGGAGUUUGGACGAUUCCCAGAAACUCUGAAAAGGAACCAUUUUGUUCAAAAGUGGGUACCUUUUCUGUUAUGUCUGUUUCCUCUCUGCCAGAAUGGAAACAACUCCUUCUGGAGAAAAAGAGGAGAGAGGAGGAGGAGCGAGAGAGGAGGGAAAAAGAGGAGGAGGAGAAGUUUGCCAGCAUGCCAGCUUGGAAGCGAGGGAUCAUCCAGAGAAGGAAGGCAAAGCAGGAGAGUUUGGGUGACAGGGAGAGGGAGAGAGAUGGCUGUCUGCUGCAGGUGGAUGUCAGAUCUACUUCUGAUGGUCUGAGCGACACAGACAGCUCCGUAACAGUUAAUCUGGGAAGCGAGCUGUCGUUCAGUCCAGAUCCAGGGCAAUGGCUAGAUGCAGAUCCCAAAUCAGUGAGUCAGGUGUCUGUAGAAACAAUAGUUCCAGUCCAUGAAAACCCAUUUAUUCUUACACAGAGCGCAUGGAGGAAGGUCAGGGAUUCAGAAGUAGUAAAUGAGCCAGAAGUUAAGGAGAGAGACAAAUUAAGCCCCAAGAGUCAAGAUGGGGAGUUGGGGAGAGGACGGGAUAUAGAGCUGAAAAAAGAGAGGUUUAGGGACAGGAGUGAGGGAAGGGAAAAAGACAGGAGCAGGGACAGGAGUCAAGGGAGAGACAGAGAGAAUAGCAGGGAGGGAUGCGAAAAAGACAAAAGUCAGCUUAAAGAGUUGGUUAAGGAUGCAGUCAGGGAGCAGGAAUUCCUUAAAGUUAGAAAAGACACAGAGGAAAAAGAAACCCCUUCACCAGCUUCUUCACUUUCCCCUAUUGGUCCGUGUCUUCGGACCAUCCGAGCUGACAACAUCAUCAUCAUUGAACAGGACAAGAAAGGCAGCGAUGAGAGAAGGGGUAGAUGGAGGGAGGCGGAGCGGGAGAAGAUGGAAGAGGACUACCAGGGGAAGAAAGGCGUGAAGAUGGACCUGAGGGAGAUCUUGGCUGGAGGAGGGAGUGUCACAGAGAUCCGAGCCUCUGAAGUUCUUAUCAUAAAGCCUUCAGCUUCCCCUGAAGAGAGAAGUGCAGGGGGGAAAGGGAGAGAGGACGGAGAUAUGAAGGGCAGCAUGGACGCAAGAAGGGAGAGUAUAGGCAGGGAGCUGAGAACAGACGUGUCCUGGCUGAGAGAGAAAGAGAGACCAUGGGGCCAGGCGACAGUUAUUAAUAAAGAUAGCAGGAAGGACAGCUUGGAUGAUAAUGUUUUUGUGGAGAGAGGAGGGAGAGUCAGUCAGUUGCUGAGUAAAUUUGGGGAGCACCCCAAGCCACCGUCCCGAUCCAAAAGCUCUGAUAAUUUCCUUGAGCCAGGGAGGAGAAAAUACUCAGGAGAUCAGGAUGAGCAACAAUCCGAGGAGAGGAAAGCAGACGGAAAGAAUACGCUGCUGAAAGGCGUGCCGAAGCGUUCGUUUAGCUUCUCUGAUCGAGUCAUCUGUGCUAAGGAGAACGGGAUAGGUGAAGGUGAAGGAUUUUAUGAGAGGAAAAUGCGUGAGAGGAUCUAUUCGGAGAGGAGCGUGGCACUGUGGGUAGAUAUAACCAGCUCAGGGAAGGAAACCACAGCGAAGAUGGGGUGUGCACGUCUUUUAGAGAAAGACAAAUUUGCAAAACACAGAAUAAAAACUGAGGAUGAGAAGGUCAGGAGAAAUGAGUCGGAAAUGUGUAUCCAGCUUAAGAAAGUCGAGGCUGUUGACAAGAGGGCGGCAGAGAAGGUUGGCGAUGCAGACGGGGACGUGGGGUUCACGGUGGCGUCAGUUAAAAACACAGAGGGAAUAUCAUUUGCUAGAAGAGUGCCGAUCAGGCAGGAUGGGAAAGCAAGAGCUGAUAGGGAGGUGAUGCAACUAACAGGUGAGAAGAGUUUGGAAAGGGAGCUGAAUGUAGACAAAGAUUCAGAGGCAGGGGGAGAGACUGAGGUGAAAGUUUGUGAGAAAACAGAUACUUCAAGUAAAGGUGGACUAGAAAGUACAUCUGAAGCAAGUCAUGUCGCUGCUGCACUAGAUGCUGAGAGUCACUGCAGACAUGAUUCAGCUUUCACUGAGUGCUCCGGUCUAGGCUCUACAGUCCCAGACAGGGCCCUCCAUAAAGGUGCAGAGUGGAGUGGUGCAAGACCACAAGGGCCUUACUUAACACAGUCUGUUUUCUCCCCACAUGCUGAGGAUCUUCUAAGUAAAAUAGAAAAAAUAGUAGACACAUCUUCUUAUAACAACGAGAUAGGAGAAAGGGCUCUCAAGGCUGCUCAAGAAAAAACCAAAGAGGAUGCACAACCAGGAGGAUCAGAAAACCUCAGCCACGAUUUAACCCCCAGAUCUCCAAAAAGGAGCGCACCCAGUGGGAUCCCUCCAGGCCCCGUGGAGAUUCAGAUCCCCAGGACUGUGUUUUACGUUGCAGAAGAAAUGGAGAAAAAAAAGACUGGGGGUCAAUGCACCAAGGGGCAAGACUGGGAGGGAGGUCAAGGGGUUGAGAGGAGGGAUAGCUGGAGGAUUGGGAAGCCCUUAAGCCGCAUUGAGUCCCUGCGAGAAAAAAUCAGACAGAGAGAGCUGGAGAAGCAGAGACAGAGUGAAGGAAGUGAGGCUGCAGAGAUUAGUGAUACUCAGACAGUGGGGGACCGGUACGAGGAGAGGGGAACUGAAAUCGAAAAACAGUGGGAAGCUACAGGUCACGUGCAGAAGAGGCCGUCCGAAACAGAGCAGGGACAGGAAGAAGCAGCAGCGCAGACAUCCGUGACUGCGUUUGACGUCACACAGGAAGUUGGCGUGUUGAAAACCUGCCCUCAGCUUCCUGUUUCUGUCCCACUGUCACAAGCUGUCAGAAGAGAGGAAGUGACAAGCAAGUAUACCACUGCAGCCUCCGAAGCUACCUCUGAAGGCCUUCAGAUAUCCGAGGAUGAAGACGACCCCCUGAAACAUGUAGAAGCGCAACAGAGGUGCCACGGGGCCCGACACGAGAGCACGGAAGAAGAACAGGAGGAGGAAGGAAAGGAGCUCUCUGAGGAGGAGGCAGAGGAAUACACAUCAGCUCUCGAUUUUGCACAGUCUCUCUCUCCUUCGCCGCCUCUUCCCAACUCCCUCGCAGCCAUGAGCCGGAUCUACAACUUGGAAACCGUGGGUUCGAGGUCAGGCUUGUAUUUGAGGGAGAGGACAGUGGACAUCUCAUCAUCUGUGCACCUUGUUAAGGUGAAGCCAAUCAUCUCGAACUCACAGCAGGGGGACAGCAAAGCGUUGGCGGGCGAUGACAUUUGUGGGGUUCAGACAAUACAGCAGCAGAUUGAGCAGUUUCAGCUGAAAGAGCAGGAAGCGCUGAAGUCUUCAUCAAACACUUCUCUGAAGGACAGAGAGACGAAAGGACAGCAAAGCCCCAGAGGUGUGUUAAAGCAGCAGAAAAAAGGUGACGACCGGAGCCAGCUGAUAAAGGACGAUCUCAAAGCUCAUCAGAUAAAGGAUGACAUCAAGGCCCAGGAGAAGGAUCAGGAAACACCAGAUCCAAACCCCAGAGUCUCUCCUGAUCGUGUUUGUUCCCCAACACCUCAGGGAAAACAAACUAUCACCAUCACCCCCUCAUAUCUCAGGAGCCAAUCCCCAGACCAUUCUAAAAGAGCCACAGAUUGCGCCCCGACCCCGGCCUCCUCCCCAAGCUCAACAUCUCCUGCCCAGUCUCCGAGUGUGUCUCCGUCACCCACUGCAAUGCCUGUGCUCUUCUCCAUCAGGAGUGCCUCUGGGGGCCAAGUGAAGCGAGGCACCACCAUGACAAUCACUCCAAAAAAGUCCUCCAUAGGAGGGACAGCAGGGUCCACGGCACGGCCUGCGGUGUCAGUGUCGACCCCCGCAAAGACCCCAGCGCAGCAGACCCAGACGGUGUCCUCCUCUGCAAAGUCCCCAUUACAGCAGCAGACCCAGACGGUGUCCUCCUCUGCAAAGUCCCCAUUACAGCAGCAGACCCAAGCAGCCCCCGCUGUGGCCGAGCUGGGGAAGAAAAAGUACCCAACCGUGGAGGAAAUUGAGGUGAUUGGUGGAUAUCAGAAUCUGGAGAAGUCUUGUCUGGUUAAGAAUCGAGGGACCCCAAAAAGGGGGAAGGUGUGUUUCAGUGAGGUGGAGCAGGUAUGCGAGUACCCAUCAGAGGCCUCCAUGCAGGCCUUCAAGCCCCACUCUCAGGACCUGGGGAGUGUGGAGAGGCUGCAGGGAGAGGAGGUGCAGGAGGAGCAGGGUGAUGCGGAGGGAGGAGCGGUCGUGGUGAAGAACAUGAAGAGUAUGGGAACUGCAACAGGACCACGUAUAAAAGUGGAUGAGUCUUGCCCUCGGUAGAAGCCAGUCACCUUCGCCAAAAUUGCCCAUGUGAUGAGGUCACCAUCAUUUUAUUGAACAACUUUGUUGUUUGUUUUGAUCAUUUCUGAACUGUUUGUUAAUAUUUGUGGUGUUUUGUUUUCUGUAGCAUCAGGAAGAAUGAGGGACAAAAUAAAGGAACAUAAUUGUGUUUACUGUGGGAAAAGAAUCACCUAGUUUAUUUUCAGGGAAACUGAGGGAAACUGAUGUGAAUGUAUAAGUACAUAACCCCUCAGUGGUGCACUGCUGGGUGAUGAAGGAUCACUUAUCUAUGCAAUAUAAUGAAACAGAUAAGAGUUAUAUUUUCUAGCUGAUAUAUAUAUGUAUAAAUAUAUAUUUGAUAGUUUAUUUUAUGUUAAUUAUGUCUUUCUAAAUUUAAGUCAGCAUUGCCUCAGCACAGAAAAAAAAAAAGACUCUUGAUGUUUAUAUCAUCUGGUUUCAUGUGCCUGCUGGAUUUGCCCAUACAGAUGAUAUGAAGAUCAGUUAAUGUGUUUUGCUGAAAGCCUUUCAGAAAAUACUCCUCUCAGCAGGUGUUACGUGUUACAUGAAUGGGUUUUGGUGCAAUGUAUGAGGUGAUGAAGUUUUUGAUUGUUUUUAAAUUGGGGGUUUAAUGGACUCUUAUUGUUCUCAAUUCUAUAAUAACAGGUCACCUGCUGUGCGUAAAAACCGGUUUUAUUUGGUUAUUUUUGUUGUGUUGAGGUGGAGACUGAGAGGAAGUCUCUGAGAGGAUAAAUAGCAAACAAUGGAAACUUCAUAUUACAGCUGACAUUUGACUUUGUGCAACAUUUAUAAUCUUAUAUAUACAGAGUAUCUUUUGUAAUUGAGUGUUUCAAUUGGUAAAAUAAGUUGCAAAUUCUGUGAUUCUGGGAUUGAAGAAGCUGGCUUCAAAAGAAAAAAAAUCUAAUAAAUAUUCCUGAAAACUG